GCCUUCAAAAACUAGGCGACAUGUCACGUUUGAAAUUGUGACUGUGCUUCUGCUUUCACCUGAAUAAUCACGCUUGAUAUGUGAAGGGACAAAGAAAUGAGUCGCAUUCGCUUGGCCUAAUUCAGAUACGCUUAUUGAUGGCUACGUCAAUUGGUGCACGCACCUGACUUCAAUCAAACAUUAGUACAGCCCAACCUAUAUAAUUGCACCUGAAUUCUACAGCAGUUCAUUUGGACAGGGUUAAAAUUACUAAACGUGAGUAUUACAACGAUACAUAGGUUUAUUUGCCUCAGCUAUAGCUUUAAACUAAGUUUAUUUGAAAAUGGGGAAGGAAAGAGCCCAUGUAAACGUGGUCAUCAUAGGCCACGUUGACAGUGGGAAGUCAACCACCACAGGUCACCUCGUCUACAAAUGCGGCGGUGUGGACCCAAGGACAAUCGAGAAGUUUGAGAAGGCUGCUGCCCAGUUGGGCAAAAGUUCCUUCAAAUAUGCAUGGGUACUGGACAAACUGAAAGCUGAGAGGGAGCGAGGUAUCACCAUUGACAUUUCUCUAUUGAAAUUCAACACCAAUAAAUACACUAUCACAAUAAUUGAUGCUCCAGGACAUCGUGACUUCAUCAAGAACAUGAUUACUGGGACAUCACAGGCUGAUGUUGCCCUCCUUGUGGUGUCUGCUGCUAAAGGGGAGUUUGAGGCUGGCAUCUCCAGGAAUGGGCAGACCAGGGAACAUGCAUUGCUUGCUUAUACGCUUGGUGUCAAACAGAUCAUUGUUGUAGUGAACAAGAUGGAUCUGACUGAACCGCCAUAUGAUCAGAAGCGAUUUGGCGAAGUGGUCCAAAGUGUGAAUGUCUUCCUUAAAAAAAUUGGCUAUGACCACACUGCUGUGCCGUUUGUUCCAGUCUCAGGCUGGACUGGGGAAAACAUGCUUGCCCCAUCUCAGAAAAUGCCCUGGUUCAAAGGUUGGAAGGUCAAGAGACGGGAGGGAAAUGUGAACGGGGCUACUCUCCUGGAAGUUCUGGACUCGAUUUAUCCACCAGUGCGCAUUGCCAACAAACCAUUAAGGCUCCCAUUGCAGGAUGUUUACAAGAUCGGCGGAGUUGGCACUGUUCCAGUGGGCAAGAUUGAGACCGGCAUUCUGGAGCCUGGCAUGAUCCUUACGUUCUCUCCAGCUAAACUGACUGCAGAGGUGAAGUCCAUUGAGAUGCACCACCAGGGUAUGCAGAAGGCCGGGCCUGGCCACAAUGUGGGCUUCAACAUCAAGAACGUGGCAGUUAAGAACCUCCGCCGUGGUGACGUGGCUGGCAAUUCUCAGCAUGACCCUCCCUCUGAUGUCAACAGCUUCGUGGCCCAGCUCAUAAUCCUAAACCAUCCUGGCAAAAUCAAGACCGGCUACUCUCCUGUGAUGGACUGCCAUACCACCCAUGUGACCUGCCGCUUUGCUGAGCUGCGGGAGAAGAUUGACCGGCGCACUGGGAAGAAACUUGAGGACCUCCCUCAGACCUUGCAGUCUGGCGACGGUGCCACUGUCAAGAUGGUCCCCAACAAGCCCCUCUGUGUGGAGAGCUUCUUCACAUACCCCCCUCUGGGUCGUUUUGCAGCGAGGGACCUAAAGCAGACGGUUGCUGUGGGAGUUAUUAAAUCAGUUGACAAGGACCAAGGUUCAAAGAAGCAUGCACAGAAAGGCCAAGUUUCAAAAUAAAUACAUUUGUUAGUUCUGUAUGAAGCGCUUUGAAGAUAAAGCAUUAAGUUGCCUAUUGUUUGUAUAUAAUUUUAGCAUUGUAAUACUUUAUUUUGUUUUGGGAAUGAAGUGGCUUCUAGAUUUGACUCAUCUGGAAUGACUUAAAUUGAAUGGCCUGUUGUGUUUUAGACUGGUGUGAGAAUGUGCAAGAGCUUCUGACUGAAAUAAAAGUCCUCUCAAAAUGA
Messenger RNA from Esox lucius (northern pike), 1923 nucleotides. RefSeq lists its product as uncharacterized. The record is from RefSeq and is a predicted model, not a curated record. Lineage: Eukaryota; Metazoa; Chordata; Actinopteri; Esociformes; Esocidae. Gene Ontology annotation, biological process: translation; translational elongation. Bases 323 to 1699 code for a protein of 458 amino acids. The transcript is spliced from 7 exons. Gene Ontology annotation, molecular function: GTP binding; GTPase activity; translation elongation factor activity.